Messenger RNA from Paramecium tetraurelia, 2862 nucleotides. RefSeq lists its product as uncharacterized. Gene Ontology annotation, molecular function: GTP binding. NCBI's taxonomy places the organism in Eukaryota, Ciliophora, Oligohymenophorea, Peniculida, Parameciidae. The record is from RefSeq and is a predicted model, not a curated record. The transcript is spliced from 3 exons.
AUGUUUUGGAGAGAACUGAUUGCGAUAAAUCAAAGAAGUAAUGCUAACACAAUAAUUGACCCUACAGAUAAGGUUUAUGAAAUGAUUAAGAAAGGUGAACCUUUUGAAUUUCUUGACGGGGAUUCUCUUUAAAUUAAUGAAAGAUUUUUAGAAUCAUUAAAAAGCAAAUUUACAGGUUUAGGAAAUGAGAGGGUUUUGGUAUUAAGUGUUUUAGGGCCUUAAAGCUCAGGUAAAUCUACAAUUUUAAAUAAAAUAUUUGGGUGUCAUUUUUGGACCAGCGUUGGCAGAUGUACGAAGGGAAUUUAUUUGAAUUUGUUGAAAAUAUAAUUUAAGGAAUACUUUCAUAAUUUAUUUGAUUAUAUAUUGAUACUUGAUUCGGAAGGACUACAGAAUCCUAAUUAGGUUGAUCCAGAAUUUGAUAAAAAGAUUGCGCUAUUUGUAUUGGCUAUAAGUGAUAUAAUUUUGAUAAAUGUUAAAGGAGAUAUACACCAACAAUUUAGAAAUUUAGUUGAAAUGUGCAUUUUUACUUUAGUGAGUUUAAAAACUAAUCUCUCUUCAAUAAAAUAAUUAACUUGGUGUUUUAAUUAAAAUAAUGACGCAAACAAUUUCGCUCCAUUUUUAAACUAAAUUCAAGGAAUUGCCAGCAGCUUAAACACAGAAUAUAAUGGUGAAGGAGAAGAAAAAAAUGCAACUAUCGAUUAUAAUGAAUUUUUAAAUAUAUCAAAAGAAAAUAUUUAAAUACUAGGAUUUGCAUGUAUAGAAAGGUUAUGGAGGUAGAAUGAAGGCUUGGGUAUUCCUAAAGAUUGGAGAUAAUUAAUUAUAAAUGAAACCUUCUCAGAGGAGGCAUACAUUUUUGGAAUUAGAAUGAUUAAGAAUUUUAUUCAAAAGUUUUAAUCAUAAGCUGCUGAUACAUCCCAAAUGUAAAGUUUAAGUCUAUUCAUCUAAAAUAUUAAUACUAAUUGGUAAAGUAUCUGUAAUUUACCAGAUUUAUUGGAAUUUGCUGAAUUAAUGUAAUAUAAACAGGAUUAAUAAAUGAAAAAGUAUUUUGAACAAAUUCUAUCAUCAGAGAAAAAUAAAUUUAGUUUUCUGGAUGAAAUAGGAAGAGAUAUUGUUGAUCAAAUCCAUAACAACCCUGCGAAAAAUUUGGCUGAGUUUGAUAAAAUUUCGAAUGAUAAGAACUAGGAUCUUAUAAAUAAAUUAAAUCAGAAUGAAAAAGUUAUUUAAGAAAAACUCCUUGAAUUUAAAUAAAACUAGAAAAUUUCAAAAAAGAUUUACCUUAAAUAUAUGAGACAAUUAAACCAGCAUAUUAAUAGCUUAAUAAAGACUUCAGAAGUUACAUUAUUUGAAGAAAUAAAAAAUAGAGAAACAGAGUAUUAAAAUAAAAGAGGGUUUAAGUCACUUGAUGAAUAUAUUCUUGGUGUUAGCUCUGAUCCAAAAAAAUUAGCUAUCCUCAAAGUAAAUGAGGCGUAAAUUAUUCAAGCAUUUAAUGCAUUAUGGGAUUAAAUUAGAAAUGAAUAAUGGCAAAAAUAAGGUGAAAUUAUAAGAGAAUAUUCUAUCAAGCAAUUUCAAUGUAUAUCAACAUCAUUCAAUGAGUACUUAUUAAAAACAGAAAAUGAGAAAAAUUAUAUUAGUUCCUUUCUUUAAAAUAUAAACAAUAAUUCUCCUUUCAGACAAGAUUUUGAUGAGAGAGGAUAAAUUUAUAAUAUUUUUGAAUAAGAAUUAAAAAAAUAAAAUUAAACCUAAUUUCGAACUAUUCCUUUAUUAAAGGAAAAAAUGAGAUACGAAAGGAUUUUCAAUUACAAUUUAGAGUAGAGAAUGAAAAAGUAGAAGACAAAAUAUGAUGUUAUGGAUAUUAACAAUUUUUACUAAUUCGAAAUAAAAAUUGAUUUCAUUGAAAAAAAUUCAUUAUUUGAUUACCUCAAAAGUAAAAAUGGAAAAGCUAAGAUACUUGAAGAUUUGGAAUAAAUAUUUCAAAAUGCUGAAUAAAAUGAAAUAAAUAAAUAAAAACAUCACAAUUAAUAAGGUGAUUAGCUUAUCUAAAAGGCUUAAUAUAUCAUUUCUUAAGUUUAAAAUUUAUUGUAGUUUUUGGAUUUUUUUGAUUGCAAAUAUGACAAUUAACUUAAGAUAGUAGUAGAAAACACAAUAAAAGAUAAGGAUAAGAUUUGGUUUUGGUAAAAUUACAAUGAAAUUGUGAUCAAAUCUGUUAAAUAAUUGUUAGCUUCAGUUUAGACUAUUGCAAAUAAAAAUGUAUAAUCCUUAAUGAACUCCAAAAUUAACUUUGUGAAACAUUUAUAGGAAAGUAACUAAGGUUUAAAUUUGAAAUCCGUUGAAAGGAUAUGCCGAAUAGAAAAAGAGGUAGAAGAAUUUAUUUCCAAUUUUUAACAUCUCAUAAUAAAUAUUGAAAAAAAAAUAAUUCCCUAACAAAAAUACAAAAUGUUAGAAGACAGCUUAUAAUAUAUUUAAAAGAAGGGUGCUUAUGAUUAGCAUUUUAAAUAAUAUUUUGUUCAUGAUUUUUAAAAAAUUAUGUUUGAAGAAAAUUAAUUAAAUUUGUAAAAAGAGAAUUGCCAAAGGAAUGGGUUUUCAAAAUUUUAGCAUUUAAAUAGCUGGCAGAUGAUGUAUUUUUCAAUUUAUGAAUUAAUAAAAUCCGAAAUGAGAAAACCUCAUUAAAAAGUAAAAAAUAAAAAAGAAGAUAGUGAUAGCGAAGAAAUUGCUGAAUAAAACAUCAGCUUGAUUAAGUACAUUAUGUCAAAAAUUGAACUGGAAAUUAAUGAAUAUAAUAAUUCUUUAGCUAAUUUUGGGAUUAUACUAACUGGAAUUGGAGAAAGAUAUUCACCUGCUAUAAAAAAUUAAAUAAAAGUUUGA